ACCGCGGUGGUCGAGAUAAAAAGCGUCGUGUGCGUCGAUGACACGUUUCACGGUGGUGUCGGUGGUGUCGGUGGUGGUAGUGGUGUCGGCGAUGGUUAGUGACCCACCUGUUUAUCUACCGUACGUGUUCAUCCUACCAACAAAACUGCGGCUGUCGGGGCGGGUGAGGUUUGCCGGUGAACCCUAACGUCCGCUGGAACUUCCAUUCGCGCGCUAUUCACUCGAACUACCCCUUUAAGCUCGUUCAUUUCCUACGAGAUUACAAGCAAAGAUUUAACCUAGGAAUGGCUGAGCUGUGAUAACCGACCGAGUCCGAUGUAGACCGCCACCCCGACUACCCGAUAGCUAAUUGCUCUAAUCACGUAUGAGAGGAAACCGGUUGUACGUCUACACGGCAUACCCGUAUAAUCUGCGUAAUCGGAGCUGAUUCCCCAUCGGUAACCAUUAUUAAAAACAAUCGCUCGAGCAUCCGAUCGUACGGAGCAUAGGGAUCGAUUCUGAUAGCGGAUUAUAAUCAGAUCGCCAAAGGACACGGUAUGUCAGGUAUCCCAUCGAUCGCCUCGACCUGAACCGGGCUAGUUUUUCAUCGAAUCUGAAAAGUGCUCGUUUUCGUACCCCCCUCGAUUCCAAACCUGGAAUGGUUGCUUUUUUUUUUUGGAGUGCGCUCAAAGUAUAUCUACUUGUAUCGGAGACGUUAUAAUUACCCCUUGAGAAUUGGAGAAGAUUGUUCGAGUUUCUCCCGAGGAGAAAUACAAAAGAAAAACAAUACGAGGGGACGGAUAUUAUUACCGGGGGAUUUCUCGCCCGCGCAUCCUACGUACGUAUACAUAUGUAUGGUACUUUUGUAUAUAAAUAUGCAUAGAGAGGGAAGAGGAGAAAAGUGAAGAAAAAAAUCGAGAGAGAGAGAGAGAGAUAGAGAAAGGAAUCGAGUCCAGAGCGCGGUGGUACGUCGGUGUGCUCCAGACAGAGAUGCGGUCCCCGCAAGUACGUAACACGUAUACAGCCCUAGGACCUCUUAUUUUCGGGUUUCACGAAGCCAGACUCAGGAUCACUCCCUCCUUCCUCCUUCCUCCUUCCUCCUUCUCCCCCGAAUGUGCACCUACCUGUGUAAGCUACUCAAGCGAAGGACUCCCGAGUAUAAAAAUACAUUAUGUACACCGCGUGUAUAAGGUAAGGAAGUUUUACCAUUCGGAAUAUUUCCGUCCAUCCGUAUACCCGAGUAACAUACGCCCACCGAGUUAGUACCAUUUGCGAAAUAUACGAAAUUGAAUUCGAUUUUCGUUUUUCCGAACGUUGUAAUGAGGUGUGUAAAAAUUAAACGAAUGUAAAUUUAGUUUCAGUAACGCCGAGGAGUCCUGGUACAUCCGCUAUGUGUAAUAAAGUGCACCAUUAAAUUUAAGACAUUACCUGAGCGAAUUUACACUCUCAGCAGAAGUGACUCUAAACUGAAUGGGGAAAACUGGUUCGUGAGUUGAAUUUUCAACUCGCGCGAUAUCCCCAAACUACAAGCUAAACGAUGGAGCAAAAAAAAAAAAAAACAGGAAUGAAAAGAAAACGAAGGUAACGUAAAUGACAUAACGAUUAUAAAGAUAAUUGAAUGGGAAAAGGUAGAAAAAGUUUGACGAUUUGAAGAUAAAACAAGUCUCCUACGCGGUAACAGACACACAGGUGGAAUUACAUCGAAACUGACCAAACUGUGUUUGAUAUUUUUCGUAUCAUUCCAGUUGCCCAAUAUCGGGCAGCGAUAAGAGUGCGAACUUGGUAUUUUCCGAUGAAAUAAUUUAAGCGGUAGAUAUUCAUGUUUUUCAGUAUAUAUCGUCGCGAGUUGUGCGAUAUAAAUUGAUUAGAAAAAUUCAACGACGGACGCACCGAAUUUAUCGAGGGAUUUAUUCGUGUGUCGACUUAUUGUUAGCGGUAAAAUUACCCGCUUCUGGAAAAUAGGUUUAAAAGUAAAAUUCCUCGUUCUAUGAUUGGCCAGUUUCUGAUCUGGAAUUAGACAAAGACCGCUCUCCCCCAUCAGGGUUAAAAGUGGGACCCUAACCGACCUCAGGUCAGUCAGGCCCGGUCGUAGCUAGCGAGCAUCAGCUGCGCAGCCCACGCAGCUAAAACUAAAACCACUUAGAAAACGUCCCUUUUUUUUUUUUUUCUCUCAUUUUUCCCCAUGCCUUAUAUUAUACACAAGGUUCAAGUGAAACGGAAACCUAAUAUCCCUUCGUGGAAUCGCUAAACGUUCGUUCUACGCAGGUACGUUCUCAUGCGAGUGAAGAAAAUGUCAGUCGAGUUUGUCGAACAUUGAAAACGACUGAAUAAAGUCAACGAAAAAAUACCUCGACAAGUUUCGCGAAUCGAGUGAACGAGCGAAAAAAAUUCACCAAAACUCUUCGAUCAAUCAUCGAAACCGAACGGCGUUAUGUACGCCAAGAACAAGGGUGGAACGAGCGUGUCGUCGGACGCUCAGGCGCGCGAAAAAUUGGCAUUGUACGUUUACGAGUAUCUGCUUCACGUCGGUGCACAAAAAUCGGCGCAAACAUUCCUCUCGGAAAUAAGAUGGGAGAAGAACAUAAGCCUCGGCGAACCACCUGGUUUCCUUCACUCCUGGUGGUGCGUGUUUUGGGACCUUUACUGCGCAGCGCCAGAACGAAGAGAAACCAACGAGCACAGCAGCGAAGCCAAAGCGUUUCACGACUACGGCUUCGUCAACGGAACGGGCUACGGACCCAACUCCUCGACUCCCGGUGCCGCCGGGCCCCCGGGCAUCGCUCCCCCCAUGCAGUCGAUGGGUCCGCCCACGGAAGGGGGACCCGCUCAGGGCGCGGGAGCGGGAGCGGGACCCGGACCCGCGGGAUUUUACGCGAACAACGCGACGUCCAUGCGUCCCACGCAACAGACAUCACAGCCGCCGAUGCCGCAGACCGGGCAAGGAGGGCCCCAUCAGCAGCAAAUGAUGCAAUCGCAGUACAUGGGACCGAGGUAUCCGAUGGGACCGAGGGGGCCCCCCGGACCGCCGCGAAUGCCGAUGGUGAACGAGUACGGCGGACAUCCGGGGCAUCCGGGACACCCGCCGGCCAAUAUGAUGUCGAACGGGACCUCGGACAUCCAGGGUAGACACAUGGGACAGAUGAAUCAUCGAAUGAACGCGCCCAGAGGUCAGGAAAUGGGAGGUAUGGGGCCGAUGGGCCCUAUGGGACAGACGGCAGGUAUCCGCGGCCCGAAUACGGGACUUCAGGGGGGACCACCCGGCCCCGGGGUAUCCUUCAUCGGUAUGGUACCCCCGGGUGGUGCGAGGCCUCAGUGGCAGCAAAACACCUCCUCGCCGAUGAACAACAACGGCUACCCGUCCGCUUCACCUGGCAACUACGCAGGUGCUCCGACGAGUUCUACGGGACACUCGGGACCCGGUACACCGACGAUGCCCAGCCCGCAAGAGUCGGGCCCGGAAGGUAACAUUUACGGUAUGGUCAAGUCGGGAACGGUACGGGGAAAUUCGGCCCCCGGUGAAUACGGUAUGGCCGGUGGACGGAGCGCUACGUCGAACGACGGAAAUUCACAAAUCAGAGGCAUGGGACAAAACUCGUCGAUGGGUUCGGUUCUGAACAACGACAGCUUGGCCAACAGUCCGGCGAGCGGACCGGCGACCCCCAGAGACGUCGGUAACGGUGCUAUAGCGGAUUUCGGACUUCCCGGAUUCGGAAAUCAAGGGGAAAACGGACAAAUGGAAUCAGCCGCAAUACUCAAGAUCAAAGAAAGCAUGCAAGAGGAAGCGAAGAGGUUCGAAAAAGACUCCGAUCAAUCGGACUUCUUUAUGCGGUAGCUCGCCGGACGAUCGUCUCAAAAUUUUCACCGCGACGAAUCGGCGAGUAAAUAAAUUUGAUGAAAAAAAAUUUAAUGAAUGUAACGAUCUCCGAUCGCACCGAAUUGUACGGGUCGGGACGAUCCCCUCCCAAAGAAAGAGAACUUCCAGAUCUUCGUUGCGCGCCAUAAAAGGGGAAGAAAAAUUCCGCGAACUUCGAUCGAUAUUUGUAAUCGACCGUCGAAGUUUUUCAGUGAAUACGGCGCAGUCUGUUGAAAACGAUCGAUUCCGGUUUGCACGAGCGUUCGUUCAACGGUUGAGACGUUUCCGAUACGAUUGUUAAAUAAGACAUUGAUUGUGUUGUGAAACUUCAUCGCAAAUGAUACACCUUAAUGACUAUAAUACAGCUAAUCAGCGUUCCUUCAAUUUGUAUAAUUCAAUAUUUCUUGUCUAUGUAAAUAUUCAAACACUGUUCAUAAUAAAACAAACGAACUUAUAAUCAGGUAUUAAAAAAAGGAAUGCACACACACACAUAUACACAUAUACCGUCCGCAUCUACCUUUCAAGAUAAAUAAAUCGAGUAAAUACACUUCGAUCCUUAUAGCUAGCUCGGUAACAAACUUCAGAAGUUGGAAUGCGAAAAACGUUCUAAGUAUGUAGUACAUACACAUAGUCCAUACCCCAUCUACUCGAAUACAUUAUAUAGUAUACAUACCGUACUAUAACGUUUUAUACUUCAUUGUAGAAAGUUUGCGAGGAAGUUAAAUAGACCGUGAUCAAAAGCGUCCCGUUUAUAAACGGCGUUAAACUUACAACGGGCGCGGUUGAAUUAUUUCGUAGAUAUUUUGCACCUGACCGUCAUAAUAGUUGAGGUUGCGGAAAGGGCCCGUAACCGUCUCCCUUCCCCUCCGGCCCCGAAAAAGUUUCGUUACAACGUCGAGAUUUCACGAGGGGGAAAGAACGAAUCCAAAAAACAAACGGAUCAUUUCAAAACUACGGGGAAUCUGGGGAAGAAAACCACCCGGAAGAAAACUCGAACAAGCGACGUAUCGGAGAUUUUUGUUCGUCCCCUGCACUGUACGGUACGAUGACACGUUUAACGGUUACGAGAAUCGAAAAGUGCAGAACGAAUUGUUAUCUCCUCUUCACGGUCGAAUGCCAACACCAAUUCAAACGCGGCGAAAUCAAUGUUUCCGAUAACUGAUGCCAUACAACGAAACACAUCGUACGUAAUGAUUCCUACAUGGGGGACGUACGUACCAGAUAAAUUCAAUAAUUUUCGCCGUAUCUAGUCCGGCGCGCUUUUUAACGGUCUGUACGGAAAAAUGUCUCCCUUUGAAUCGAUGUGACGAUUCGAAAUUUCUACCUAAUCUGAGAUGAGAGGACGAGAAGAGUGGGAAAAUUUUGCUCGGUCGUUUUGAAAGGUGAACGGAAAGCGCGAAUUUCUUUUUUUCGGAUUUUGGACAUUUUUUACGUUUCCAAAUUGAAGCAACAGCUUCAUUUCGUUCCAAUUAAAUUCUUUAGUCUGUAAAUAAAUUGAAAAAUCCCAAAAUCACCAACCGAACGAAUCAAAGUUUAUCAAAAAAUCGUUGCCCGUUUGCCGUUGGCGUACGUUCGUUUUGAAAUUAACUACGAUUAUUUUUAGGCCAUUCGGUACACGUGUAGGUGGUCAUGGGUACGAUAUAAAUGUACACAUACAUACGAUACGGUUGUACCUGUAUAUCGUAUAGAUUUGCCCCGGUUUGGUCCUGAUAUUCCAAACAUUAAACUCUGUACACGUAUGUUAUAUAUUUAUUAUGCUUUGACGAUAAAUUCUUCAUUUUUAAUUAAUCCUCUUUGCUUUGGUGGACACAGUUCCCGCUAUUCUAUAUACACGUAUGUACCGCCCAUAUCCUGUAUCCGUAUACACAUACCUGUAUCUCAUUAUGCGUAUUACCGUCGUUUUUACGCUUUAUGAAAAUUGGGACCGAGAUUCCUGUCCGUUUAACGUUAAAAAACA
Molecule: messenger RNA, 5789 nt
Organism: Athalia rosae (coleseed sawfly)
Lineage: Eukaryota; Metazoa; Arthropoda; Insecta; Hymenoptera; Athaliidae
Product: single-stranded DNA-binding protein 3-like
Exons: 1
Coding region: 2411-3811 (466 amino acids)
Biological process (GO): positive regulation of transcription by RNA polymerase II
Cellular component (GO): nucleus
Molecular function (GO): single-stranded DNA binding; protein binding
Source: RefSeq, a predicted model, not a curated record